AUGGAGCCAGAAAAUGAUACACGAAUUUCAGAAUUUCUUCUUCUGGGAUUUUCAGAGGAUCCAGAACGGCAGCCCAUCCUCUUUGGGCUGUUCCUGUCCAUGUACCUGAUCACUGUGCUUGGGAACCUGCUCAUCAUCCUGGCCACUAUCUCACACUCCCAUCUGCACACCCCCAUGUACUUCUUCCUCUCCAACCUGUCCUUUUCUGACAUCUGCUUGGUCUCGACCACUGUCCCAAAGAUGCUGGUGAAUGUGAAGACACACAGCAAAGUCAUAUCCUACGCAGGCUGCGUCACCCAGAUGUACUUCUUUGUACUCUUUGCAGUGUUGGACAGCUUCCUCCUGACUGUGAUGGCCUAUGACAGGUUUGUGGCCAUCUGUCACCCACUGCACUAUGCUGUUACCGUGAACCCCAGGCUCUGUGGGCUGCUGGUUCUGGUGUCCUGGAUCAUGAGUGCCCUGGAUGCCUUGUUAGAAAGCUUAGUGGUGCUGUGGCUGUCCUUCUGUACGGACUUGGAAAUCCCCCACUUUUUCUGUGAACUUAAUCAGGUGGUCCAUCUUGCCUGUUCCGACACCUUUCUUAAUGACAUGGUGAUGUAUUUCUCAGCUAUACUGCUGGGUGGUGGUUCCCUGGCUGGGAUUGUUUACUCUUACUCUAAGAUAGUUUCCUCCAUACGUGCAAUCUCCUCAGCUCAGGGGAAGUAUAAAGCAUUUUCCACCUGUGCAUCUCACCUCUCGGUUGUCUCCUUAUUUUACUGUACAAGCCUAGGGGUGUACCUCAGUUCUGCUGCUACACAUAACUCACACUCCAGCACAACAGCCUCAGUGAUGUACACAGUGGUCACUCCCAUGCUGAACCCCUUCAUCUACAGUUUGAGGAAUAAAGACAUAAAGUGGGCUCUGAAACAAUUCUUCAGAGGGAAGAAGUAA
This is a messenger RNA of Lemur catta (Ring-tailed lemur), 930 nucleotides long. RefSeq names its product olfactory receptor 7A17-like. Gene Ontology annotation, cellular component: membrane. Lineage: Eukaryota; Metazoa; Chordata; Mammalia; Primates; Lemuridae. Bases 1 to 930 code for a protein of 309 amino acids. Gene Ontology annotation, molecular function: olfactory receptor activity; G protein-coupled receptor activity. Gene Ontology annotation, biological process: G protein-coupled receptor signaling pathway. The record is from RefSeq and is a predicted model, not a curated record. The transcript has a single exon.